AUGCUUUCAUCUAAGAAUGAUCAUUCAGUUGAUGAAAAUUCUGAUUUAUUAGAAUUAUCGGAUUCUAUUAGUCCUUCUGAUAUCUCAAACCAUUCUUUUUAUGGUAAUUUUAAACGUUCGAGCUCAUUGCCAAUACAAUCCAAUUUACCUACGCUAUUUAAUAAUUUGAGGGCAAAUGAUAGAAAAGAACUGUCCAAUAGUGGUACUUCGCCAGGAAGGAGUUGGUUAAGGAAAUUAAUGAGCCCAAGUAAUAAAUUGAAUGACUUGGGUUCUAUGGAAAAUACAAAACCAGGAUGGGCCGGAAAAAAUGCUAAUAGUAAAUCAUUGGGGGAUAAUACGAAUAGUGAAGAGGACUCAUAUGAUAUCUCUCUCGAUAAUGAGAGAGAAACAAGUGCAUACCCGUUCAAGGAUAUUGAUCAAGUCAAGAUACCGCCGGUAUUCUUUAAAGAGGGUCUCUCAUUGCUUAAAGUAUCUCAUAAAUCUAAAAAAAGGACAUUUUUUCAAAUAGGAGAGAAAGACUUCCAAUUUUCUUUGAAAAAUGCAUAUGCAUCGGCCUCCACCACAGCUUCAAGUGGGUUAUAUAGGCUUCUUACCCCUACAUCAUCUUAUCAACCAAAAAAUAAAUCCUAUGAAUUCUCAAUUGACGAUAUAAAAGCCAUUUCGUAUCAAAAAGAUGCCAGCAAUUAUCGUAAGGAACUUCAUGUAUCAAAGGAAUUCGAAAGUCAAUGGCUUACAAUUAUUUAUUUUGACAAGAAGAAGAAAAAGUUGAAGACUAUUCAUGUUAUUGCUGAUACAGAACACGAUCUAAAAAAGUUAUUGUCUGUAUUGUCAGGGUUAAAGAAGUUGAGAAAUAAUUUGGCGAAGAAUUAUCUCCUAGAUUUGAACGAUAUUGAUGAAACUCAAAGAAAUAUGUUUAUCGGUAGAAGUCAAGAAGAGAAUGAAAAAGAGAUUAGGAAAUUUCUUUCCUUCAAUGAUAUAUUAAAAUAUUCCAAAAGGCUAAACAUAAAUAUGAAUCCAACCUAUUUAAGGACAAUUUUUAAUUUUGUAUGUGCCGACAGUUCUGUCGAUAGAGGGUUAGACUUUGAUCAAUUUAAGCAAUUUGUGUCGAUAUUGAAAACAAGACAUGAUAUCACUCAUAUAUGGAAUUCAACUUGUGGUGAAAACAAAAGUAUGACCUUUGAUAUUUUCAAGAAUUUCAUGACAGACGUUCAGAAAGAAAGCUUUACAGAGGAGUACUUGAGAAAGAUAUUUAGGAAAUUCUGUAUUGAAGACAAGAACUAUUGGAUACCUGAAAAUUUUAAUAAUUUCUUAUUAUCAAAGUAUUCCACAUCGAUGUAUAAUGCUGCAACAAACGAAAGUUACUUUGAUCACCCUUUGAAUGAAUACUUUAUAUCAUCUUCCCACAAUACAUACUUAAUGGGUCGACAAGUUGCGGGGGAUUCAUCAAUUGAAGGUUAUAUAAAAGCUUUGCAGAGGGGAUGUAGGUGUGUCGAAGUUGAUAUAUGGGAUGGAUAUAUCGAUGGUAUGGAUGAUAAUGACAAAACAAAUAACGAACCUAUAGUCAGUCACGGUAGAACAUUCACUAGUUCUAUUUCAUUGAAUAAUGUGUUCAAAACUAUAAAGAAGUAUGCUUUCAUUACCUCACCGUUUCCUUUAAUAAUAAGUCUCGAAAUAAAUUGCUCUAUUGAUAACCAACUUAAAGUGGUUCGAACACUAAAGGAAGUGUUAGGUGAUACUCUAAUCACGCAACCCAUUGAUGAUAAGUUUACUUUGCCAACCCCAUUGCAGUUGAAGCACAAAAUUUUAUUGAAAGUCAAGAAGACUAGUCCUUUCAGUGAUCUUAUUGCUAGCGAAAAUGGAAAUUACGUUUCUUCGACCACUACAACCACGACAUCAUUCAGUGAAGAUAACGGAUCGGGUGGAGUUAAAAGAAGGUCUUCUUUCAGUAUUAGGAGGAGAAAGGCAAGGAAAAUCACUGACACGCUAAGUGAUUUAGGGAUUUAUUUGCAGGGCGUAAAAUUCAGGAAUUUUUCAUUACCUGAAUCAAAAACGUUCAAUCACUGUUUUUCAUUGAGCGAGAAGUCAAUUAACACCAUGCUUAAGGAUGAUAUUAAAUGUACUUCGAUUGAUAAACAUAACAGGAAAUACUUCAUGAGGGUUUAUCCAUCGAAUAUAAGAUUAAAAUCGUCGAAUUUUUUGCCAAUGAAAUAUUGGUCGCACGGAGUACAAAUGGUGGCUACAAACUGGCAGACUUAUGACUUAGGUCAGCAAAUUAAUGAAUCCUUAUUUGAAAGCACCAAUAGAAGGGGAUACGUAUUAAAACCCGAGGAUUUACGAAAACCUCUAUUAAAAUCAUCUAAUAGAUCCAUAGUCGCAAAACGAACAAUUAAAACAAAAUUUGACAUAGAAAUAAUUAGUGCCCACCAACUCCCUAAACCGAAAGGAUCAGUAUCUGCUAUAAACCCCUUUAUCAAUUUUGAUAUAACUGGAGCUAGCGAUAUAGUAUGGGAUCGUGGAUCAGCUCCUUUGAGAACUUCAAUAAUUCCUGAAAAUGGAUUUAAUCCUAUAUGGAACGAAAAAUUCAGUGGUACUAUUACUACAUUCGAUGACUUCGUUUUUGUGAGGUUUUUGAUCAAUGCAUCUUCUUCAAUUUCAGAGGUAGAAGAAAUACAGCCUAUAGGUAUCCUAGUUUGCAAAUUAUUCGAUCUCAAGAAGGGUUACAGAUAUCUUCCAAUAAAUGAUUUAUUAGGGGAGGAGUUAAUAUAUUCUACAUUAUUUGUUAAGAUUAAUUAUUACGAGCUAUAG
Molecule: messenger RNA, 2805 nt
Organism: Debaryomyces hansenii CBS767
Lineage: Eukaryota; Fungi; Ascomycota; Pichiomycetes; Serinales; Debaryomycetaceae
Gene: PLC1
Product: phosphatidylinositol phospholipase C
Exons: 1
Coding region: 1-2805 (934 amino acids)
Biological process (GO): phosphatidylinositol-mediated signaling; lipid metabolic process
Molecular function (GO): phosphatidylinositol-4,5-bisphosphate phospholipase C activity
Source: RefSeq, a predicted model, not a curated record